This is a messenger RNA of Eremothecium gossypii ATCC 10895, 681 nucleotides long. RefSeq names its product ACR283Wp. The coding region runs from base 1 to 681 and encodes 226 amino acids. The transcript has a single exon. NCBI's taxonomy places the organism in Eukaryota, Fungi, Ascomycota, Saccharomycetes, Saccharomycetales, Saccharomycetaceae. The record is from RefSeq and is marked provisional.
AUGGUGGUCGGGAUGGGCCACGGGCAGAUCUGGGUUCAGGCGGUGACUCUGGUGAUCCUGUACAUCAUAACGUUUGCGGCGAUUUUGGUAUUUCUGGUGCUGUUGUGGACGCCGCUGUUCCUGCCGAUCUCAGUGAUCUUCGGGCCCGCGGGGCCGCUGGGCUACGUGCUGACGCUGUAUGCGAACGCGCAGUUCUUCACAACCAUGAUCGUGAACUCGCACCUGGCGACGCCGCUGUUGGACUACACCAUUGCGUCGCUGAUGGGUAUCCAUAUUGAGUACAAGCGCCAUAACCCUGAAUUGGUGGAGCCGGAGGCGUUCAGCGCAUACGAUGUGCUGACGGUGCUGCGCCUGGUCAUGAGCGUUGCCGUGAUGGUGGUUCUGGUGACCAUCCCGAUUCUGGGACCUGUUCUACUGAUGUUUGUGAUGAAUGUAAAGUUUUCAUACGACUUCUACGAGCGGUUCUUAAUUCUACGGGGACUAAACCAGGUGCAGCGCCGUGACGUGUUCUACCAGCAUAUCUUACAGUUUGCAUACUUCGGGGGGUCGUACACGGUUUUAAAUUUCGUGCCUCUAUUCUCAGUCUGGGGCUUUGUGUGCUAUCCGUUGGCAAUCAAAAUGUGGGCGACUUCCAACAUCAUCCACUUUACAGCGGAAGAGGUAGAGUCAAUCACUGAAUGA